UCGAAAGAGGGGAAAUCAGUUGCAAAAAAGCUAAAGGUAUAAUUGUUGUUUUCUAUAAUUCAAAUCCAGUUUCAUCGCCAUUUCUCUUCAACUGUAAAUUUUUGGGUAUGGUUUCCCAGCAAAGGAUGCUGUUGAAAUCAGAGAUACGCCACCAAGAAAGAGGCGAUGAAGGGCAAAGGUGUGUCGGAGGAUUAAGGUCAUACACAAAAACAAGAAUUGGCAAGAAAAAGUUUUGGUCUUCGUCUUCGAUUGGGGUGAUGACAAGUCUCACCGGAAAAGGGGGAAUCACUAUAUCAGAUGGUGGAAAAAAGAUGUACAAAAGGAGCAUCCAGAAAGCGAAAGAAACUACUAGGCUGAAGAGAAGGAAAGCAGUACUGAGAAAUAAGAUAGAGCAGAAGACGUUGAUGAGGGAGUCACUACAGGCGAGUAAACGAGAUGCCGCAGAGGGUAUGUCACGGUAUAGGUUGUCGAAGAUGAUGAGGAAUGAGCUAAGGGAUGAGGUGAAUAGAGUUAUCAACGACUUUGUGAGGUUGCGGGCAUUGGAGAUAUUGGUGAUGCAGGAGAUGGGUUUCUUUUGAAACUCCAUACUUGUAUCAAUGCCUUAUAUAUACUCUUACUCAUCAAAAAAAAAGAAGGAAUUUGGGUCUGAGAAAAUUAGAAAGAUGGAUUCCAAGACAGUAUUUU
Gossypium raimondii (Peruvian cotton) is the source of this 684-nucleotide messenger RNA. RefSeq lists its product as uncharacterized. Lineage: Eukaryota; Viridiplantae; Streptophyta; Magnoliopsida; Malvales; Malvaceae. The transcript has 4 exons. The coding region runs from base 108 to 578 and encodes 156 amino acids. The record is from RefSeq and is a predicted model, not a curated record.